AUGGCUGCCCUCAAGAAGUUGGACGUCCCCGAGGACUCCCCCCUCAAGAAUGCCGACAACCUCCCCCUGUCAUUCCCGCCUACUCCAAGCCAAUCCGAAGACGGUUCUGAGUCUGAAGAGGAAGCUUUGGUUAGGAAGACGAAGGAUGUUGUUGGGGCUAAGCCCCCUACUCUGAAUGAGCAAGUCUUAGACUUGACUCAGGAUAAGGAAUGUGAGGUCCCCAAAGACGCUCCUCCUGAGAAGGCUUCUGACGUUGGGAGGAAGACUGGAUUUGUCAUUGUUGUAAAGACAUCAGAUGCGGGAGAUAAUGACAGAAAACCAAGACUUACAUUUGCUUGUGAAAAAAGUGGUUACUAUAGAGAUAACAGGAAGAUCAAGGGGGAAUUAUUGAGGUUGACAGAUUCUAAAAAGUGUGGAUGUCCAUUUUUAUUAAGGGAGGAAAAAUUACCUACAAAUGAUGAGUGGAUGUUGCAUAUCUUAAGCGGAGUGCACAAUCAUCCGUCUGCUGAACAUUUCGAAGAGCACUCAUUUGCUGGUAGAUUAGCUAAAGAAGAAACAUCCUUAUUAGUUGACAUGUCAAAGAGUAUGGUGUGA
Molecule: messenger RNA, 594 nt
Organism: Camellia sinensis
Lineage: Eukaryota; Viridiplantae; Streptophyta; Magnoliopsida; Ericales; Theaceae
Source: RefSeq, a predicted model, not a curated record